Messenger RNA from Penicilliopsis zonata CBS 506.65, 985 nucleotides. RefSeq lists its product as hypothetical. The transcript has a single exon. The record is from RefSeq and is a predicted model, not a curated record. NCBI's taxonomy places the organism in Eukaryota, Fungi, Ascomycota, Eurotiomycetes, Eurotiales, Aspergillaceae. Gene Ontology annotation, molecular function: oxidoreductase activity, acting on NAD(P)H. The coding region runs from base 250 to 936 and encodes 228 amino acids.
GGGGUGGUGGGAUUCCACAAGGGAGACAAGGUCGCUGCGUUCCAUCAAGUGAUGAAGCCUCAUGGGGGCUACGCCGAGUACGCGAUCGCCCCGGAUUAUACGACCUUCCAUGUGCCUCCCAAGACCAGCUUUGAAGGUUGGUAGUUUUCGUGCGCGCAAGGCUUGGCUUAACUGAGAGUCUGUCAGACUAAAAACUGAUCCUCGUACCCUUUUUUCUCAUCAGAGGCCGCUACAAUCCCACUGGCAGCCAUGACGGCCGCGGUCGGUCUUUACCAGCGGUUGAAGCUGCCUCUGCCCUGGAACCCAACCAGCGAACCCCUGCCUCUUGUAGUAUACGGCGGAGCGAGUGCCGUGGGAGCCUUUGCGAUCAAAUUCGCCCGGCUAUCCAAUAUCCACCCGUUGAUCGUGGUCGCGGGCCGGGGCAGCGCCUUCGUGGAGACCCUCAUUGACCGCGAGAAAGGCGACACCAUCAUCGACUAUCGCCAGGAAGACGCCGAGGCCAUCAGCGCCCAACUCAAAGCCGCCGCAGGAGGCCGCCCGGUCCACCACGCCUUCGACGCCGUGGCAGAGAAGGGGAGCCAGCGGAAUAUUGGCGCGGCCCUCACCGUGCCCGGGGAGAUCACCACGGUCGAGCCGAGUGAUGACUACCAGGCCCCCGAGGGGAUUCGUAUAGGCCAAACCAUCGUCGGAACGGUUCACAUGGCCCCCUCGGCAGGGAAGCUCCUCGAGGAUGGCGAGUUUGCCGCCGCUUUCUUCCCCUUUCUCGGCCGGGGCCUGGCCCACGGCUGGUUCUCAGGACACCCGUACCAGGUGCGUCCCGGUGGACUGGCUGGGAUCCAGGGGGCACUGCACGAUCUCCAGGCGGGCAAGGCGUCGGCCGUCAAGUAUGUGGUGCGUAUUGGCGAGACCGAAGGAGUGGUGCAGCAGGAUUCCUAGUCUUUUUUUUUUGCAGUAUUCGACGUAGUGAUAGUUGCAAUCAUUAGUU